AUGACCAACAAAAACAAGUUUGUUUACUCCUUUAUGCCAACAGGCAUGGUCCAGACAAAUUGCACCAUAAUCGGAAAUUUGGAACUGAAGACGUACAUUCUGUGCGACGUUGGGGGCGACGCCGAGAAGGUUGUCGAAAAGGCGAAGAAGAUGGGAUUAACAAAGUGUGUUGGCGUCUUUUUCACACAUGGACACUUUGACCACGUUGUUGGAUCAACAGAGAUUAAACGUAUCACAGAAGCACCACUCAUCAUCAACGAGAAGGACGUGGAAAUGUACUACGACAUGAAAAAGCAACAGAACUUCUUUGGGAUCAAGAUAGAGAAAGUUGCUACAAUCGACAGAACAGUCAAAGACAGAAAUGUUAUAGAUGGAAUUGGAACGUGUGCUCUGGUGAUACACACACCAGGACACUCACCGGGUUCAUCAUGUCUCUAUUUUGAAGAACUAGACUUACUAAUCGCAGGCGAUACACUUUUCAGAGAGAGUUAUGGCAAGACGGAAAUGUGGGGAUACGACUUCGCCAAACUUAAGAACUCGAUCACUGAGAUUUUGUUCAAACUCCCAGGUAAGACUACCGUAGUUACGGGUCACGGAAGUUCGACAACAAUAGCCUUCGAGAAGGUGUCCAACUCCAUCAUGUUCUGA
Entamoeba invadens IP1 is the source of this 648-nucleotide messenger RNA. Its product is annotated as beta lactamase domain, putative. Lineage: Eukaryota; Evosea; Mastigamoebida; Endamoebidae. The transcript has a single exon. The coding region runs from base 1 to 648 and encodes 215 amino acids. The record is from RefSeq and is a predicted model, not a curated record.